This is a messenger RNA of Micropterus salmoides (largemouth bass), 8464 nucleotides long. It is a transcript of the gene unc13a, whose product is annotated as unc-13 homolog A (C. elegans). The record is from RefSeq and is a predicted model, not a curated record. NCBI's taxonomy places the organism in Eukaryota, Metazoa, Chordata, Actinopteri, Centrarchiformes, Centrarchidae. Gene Ontology annotation, molecular function: calmodulin binding; diacylglycerol binding; syntaxin-1 binding. Gene Ontology annotation, cellular component: terminal bouton; presynaptic membrane; plasma membrane. The transcript is spliced from 44 exons. Gene Ontology annotation, biological process: synaptic transmission, glutamatergic; dense core granule priming; synaptic vesicle priming. Bases 325 to 5682 code for a protein of 1785 amino acids.
CUGAAGCUGAACAAGAUGGCUGUGUGUUGGGGAGCGGAGAGCUGAGACAGAAAGGGAGAAAAGGGUCUCAUUUUAGACAGACACGCCAUUUAAAAAAACAAAAGGGACAAAGAGGAUCGCAACGCUGGUGUUCACUCUCGAAGUGUGAAGAGUUUCAUUUUAAUCUGGCAUCAGGAGCCCUGCCGGUCCCGGUCUCUGCUAGCGACGGCAGGCUUCUCCAUCUCCAGCCCAACGUUUCAUUCCCAGGCUCAGUGUUGCACAGAUUAGCUCAAUUACGGAAGCUCGUGAAGAAGCUGGACCCUGUACUAAAGGCGCAAUUAAGAAAUGUCAUUGCUGUGUGUUGGAGUGAAGAAAGCCAAGCUUGAUGGACCCCAAGAGAAAUUUAACACGUACGUGACCCUGAAGGUGCAGAAUGUUAAGAGCACAACCAUCGCUGUGCGCGGCAUUCAGCCAUGCUGGGAGCAGGAUUUCAUGUUCGAAAUAAACCGCCUGGAUCUGGGCCUGACAGUGGAGGUGUGGAAUAAAGGGCUGAUCUGGGACACCAUGGUGGGCACCUUAUGGAUCCCACUGCGCAGCAUACGACAGUCCAAUGAGGAGGGCCCAGGCCAGUGGCUGACCCUGGACUCUAAUGCAAUCAUGGCUGAGAAUGAGAUCUGCGGAACCAAAGACCCGACCUUUCACCGGCUGCUGCUCGACACCCGCUUUGAACUGCCACUAGACAUUCCAGAGGAAGAGGCCAGGUACUGGGCCAAGAAACUUGAACAACUAAAUGCAAUGAGAGAUCAAGAUUAUCAAGAAGAACAGGAGCGACCGCUCCAUGCACCAUCCACACAAUGCUGUAAUUGGAGUCUGUGGGGAGAUCAGCAAAACGAGGAUCCAGACAGCGCCGUGGAUGACAGGGACAGCGACUACCGCAGUGAGACCAGUAACAGCAUCCCGCCUCCCUACUACACCACCUCCCAGCCCAACGCUUCCAUGCACCAGUAUCCCAUGAGGCACCAGCACUACAGACACUCCUACAACGACGACAUCCAUGAGCUAGACUACGACCACAGAGUCAUGAGUCCCACAGACAGUCGGUACGCCUCGUCAGGCGAGUUGAGUCGAGGCAGCUCUCAGCUCAGCGAGGAGUUUGCUCCUGAGGACGGCGAGAGCUUGCGAGGUUCAGAGUUCUACGAUGAAAAUGACUCCUACCACUCCUGCCACUCCUCCGUCAGCUACGGCAAAGAGGAUUCCCCAGUCUGGGAUGGGGAGGACCACCAGGGGGUCUACAGCGACGAGGGAGGCUACCUCAAAGAUGGAGGGGAAGAGGGGGCGCUGUAUGCCGAAGAGGAUGGAGACAUGUACACAGAGGAAGGAGAGUACUACGAAGAUGAGGAGGAGAUGCCUUAUGAGGAAGAUGAAGAUAUGUAUCCACUUGACGGCACACUCAGUGAAGAACAAGAGCCGCCCUACACCCCCACACCCACAAGCACUGCCCCCACCCUUUUGCCCCCCUCCGAUAGUCUGUCCUCCACAAGGCCACCGCUGGAGAAGCAGGCGUCAUUGCAUCAGCAGCAGUCUGCCCAUGAUCAGCCGCAGCCCCCCAGCACAGCUCCCGGUCUACCUCCACUCGCACAGGAGAACACGUUGCCCCCUUUCAGCACAGAAACCACCAAGUCUCCAUUUGCACACACCCAGCCAGCUCUGUCUACCACCACUACAUCCACCCCCACAACAACCUCACAGGUUUCAGCUACCAAGCCACUGGAGCCUGAGCCCAAGUCCGAGGUACCGCUGGAGGCACCUCGACCCACCGAGCAGCCUCCAACAGCAGAAAGUGUCCCUCCAGCUCCUGAAGAGAAAACAGAAGAGCCACCUGUUCCAAGCUUCCCAAAUAGGGAAAUCAUGGAGCCUGGUCCUGCCAGAGCCAAAGCCAACUGGCUCCGACUUUUCAGCAGAGUACGACUACAGCUGCAAGAGGCCAGAGGUGAAAGUGUUGGCAUCGCCUCUCUGCUUUUAUCAGCAGGGAUGGGUGGCGCUCUGUAUAGCAUUGACAGCAUGCCAGAUCUCAGGAAGAGGAAAGCUAUGCCUCUGGUCAGAGAUCUGGCUAUGUCCUUGGUUCAGAACUCCAGGAAGGCAGGCAUCACCUCGGCCCUGACGUCCAGCACACUGCAUAACGAAGAACUGAAGAGUCAUGUCUACAAGAAGACCCUCCAGGCCCUCAUUUACCCCAUCUCCUGCACCACCCCACACAAUUUCGAAGUGUGGACAGCCACCACACCUACUUACUGCUAUGAGUGUGAGGGACUGCUGUGGGGUAUUGCUCGCCAGGGCAUGCGCUGUACAGAGUGUGGGGUCAAAUGCCACGAGAAGUGCCAAGAUCUACUCAAUGCUGAUUGUCUGCAAAGAGCAGCAGAGAAGAGCUCCAAACAUGGUGCGGAGGACCGUACCCAGAACAUCAUCAUGGUUCUUAAAGACCGCAUGAAGAUCCGCGAGAGGAACAAACCUGAGAUCUUCGAACUCAUUCAGGAGGUGUUCGCCAUCGUCAAGGCCACCCACGUCACUCACAUGAAGCAGAUCAAACAGAGCGUGCUCGAUGGCACCUCUAAAUGGUCGGCCAAGAUCAGUAUCACAGUGCUGUGUGCCCAGGGUCUACAAGCCAAGGAUAAAACUGGUUCCAGUGACCCUUAUGUCACCGUCCAGGUGGGAAAGACCAAAAAGAGGACCAAGACCAUCUACGGCAACCUCAACCCUGUCUGGGAGGAGACAUUUAAUUUUGAAUGUCACAACUCCUCAGACCGCAUCAAGGUGCGAGUGUGGGAUGAGGACGACGACAUAAAGUCUCGUGUGAAGCAGAAGUUCAAGCGGGAGUCAGAUGACUUCCUCGGUCAAACUAUCAUCGAGGUGCGCACUUUGAGCGGAGAAAUGGACGUCUGGUACAACCUGGACAAGCGCACAGACAAAUCAGCUGUGUCCGGAGCUAUCCGCAUGCACAUUAAUGUAGAGAUCAAAGGAGAGGAGACGGUCGCCCCCUAUCACGUUCAAUACACCUGUUUGCAUGAAAACCUCUUCCACUAUGUGACAGAUAUCCAGAACAACGGUGUGGUGAAGAUCCCUGAUGCCAAAGGGGAUGAUGCAUGGAAAGUCUAUUUUGAGGAGACUCCCCAGGAGAUUGUAGAUGAGUUUGCCAUGCGUUAUGGAGUGGAGUCCAUCUACCAGGCCAUGACUCACUUUGCAUGCCUGUCAUCUAAGUACAUGUGCCCAGGUGUGCCUGCAGUGAUGAGUACCCUAUUGGCUAACAUCAAUGCCUACUACGCUCACACCACCCAGGCAACGAACAAUGUCUCUGCCUCUGACCGCUUUGCUGCUUCUAACUUUGGGAAAGAGCGAUUUGUCAAGCUUCUAGACCAGCUUCACAACUCUCUGAGGAUUGACCUGUCCAUGUACCGAAACAACUUCCCUGCCAGCAGUCCCGAGAGGCUGCAGGACCUCAAGUCCACAGUGGACCUCCUCACCAGUAUCACCUUCUUCAGAAUGAAGGUCCAAGAGCUUCAGUCUCCACCCAGAGCCAGUCAGGUUGUGAAGGAUUGUGUCAAAGCCUGUCUCAACUCCACCUACGAGUAUAUCUUCAAUAACUGUCAUGAGCUGUACAGCCGCGAGUAUCAGACAGACCCGGCCAAACAGGGUGCCGUGCCACCAGAGGAGCAGGGACCCAGUAUCAAGAAUCUGGAUUUUUGGUCCAAACUCAUCACACUUAUUGUCUCCAUUAUUGAGGAGGACAAGAAUUCCUACACUCCCUGCCUCAACCAAUUUCCCCAGGAACUCAACGUGGGUAAAAUCAGUGCUGAAGUCAUGUGGAACCUGUUUGCUCAGGAUAUGAAGUAUGCAAUGGAGGAACACGAAAAAAAUCGAUUGUGCAAGAGUGCAGAUUACAUGAACCUCCACUUCAAGGUCAAGUGGCUGUACAACGAGUACUGUAAAGACCUGCCCUUCUUCAAGAGCAGGGUGCCCGAAUAUCCUGCGUGGUUUGAGCCAUUUGUCAUUCAGUGGCUGGACGAAAACGAGGAAGUGUCUCGGGACUUUCUGCAUGGCGCUUUGGAGAGAGACAAAAAAGAUGGGUUCCAGGUCACAUCAGAACACGCUUUGUUCUCCUGCUCGGUGGUGGACGUCUUUUCCCAGCUCAACCAGAGCUUUGAGAUCAUCAGGAAGCUAGAGUGCCCGGAUCCACAGAUCGUAGGACAUUAUAUGAAGCGGUUUGCUAAGACCAUCAGUAAUGUACUUCUGUCCUACGCUGAUAUCAUCUCCAAGUUGUUUGCUAACUAUGUCACCAUGGAGAAAGUGCCCUGCAUCCUGAUCAACAACAUCCAGCAGCUGAGAGUUCAGCUGGAGAAGAUGUUUGAAGCCAUGGGUGGAAAAGAUCUGUGUGUGGAGGCCAGCGAUAUCCUGAAAGAUCUGCAGGUUAAGCUCAACAAUGUCAUGGACGAUCUCAGCAGGGUCUUUUCUGUCAGUUUCCAACCUCAUAUAGAGGAGAAUGUGAAGCAGAUGGGAGACAUCUUGGCUCAGGUGAAGGGAACCUCAAAUGUGGGAAAUGCCAGCAGCGUGGCACAGGAUGCUGACAACGUCCUGCAACCCAUCAUGGAGUUCCUGGACAGCAACCUGACGUUGUUUGCUAAGAUCUGUGAGAAGACUGUGCUGAAACGUGUGUUGAAGGAGCUGUGGAAGCUGGUGAUGAACACCAUGGAGAAGACCAUCGUUCUGCCGCCACUCACAGACCAAACGAUGAUUGGGAGGCUGAAGAGUGCUUCUCACAGUGAUGGCACUCAGCUCAUCUUUAAUGCUGCCAAGGAGCUGGGACAGCUGUCCAAGCUCAAGGAGCACAUGGUUCGUGAGGAGGCCAAAGCACUCACACCUAAGCAGUGCGCUGUGAUAGAACUGGCCCUGGACACCAUCAAGCAAUAUUUCCAUGCUGGUGGUGUCGGUCUGAAGAAGACUUUCCUGGAGAAGAGUCCUGACCUCCAGUCUCUCCACUACGCCCUGUCUCUCUACACGCAGGCUACGGACAAACUCAUUAGGACCUUUGUCCAGUCACAGAACGCACAAGUGUUCGGCGGGAAGGGGGUGAGGUUCACCACUAGUGAGGAUGUUUACCCAGACAAGGGUGCUGGGGUGGACGAUGCCGUGGGAGAGGUGUCCAUCCAUGUGGAGAUUUUCACUCACCCAAACACCGGAGAGCACAAGGUCACAGUGAAAGUGGUGGCUGCCAAUGACCUGAGGUGGCAGACACAGGGAAUAUUCCGGCCAUUUGUGGAGGUCUACAUCAUCGGCCCUCACCUCAGCGACAAGAAGAGAAAGUACGCCACCAAGUCGAAGAACAACAGCUGGGCUCCAAAAUACAAUGAAACCUUUACUUUCACCCUGAGUAACGAGGUGGGCCCUGAAUGCUAUGAGCUGCAGGUGUGUGUGAAGGACUACUGUUUCGCGCGGGAGGACCGCACCGUGGGUAUGGCCGUCCUGCAGCUGAAGGACAUGGCCUCCAAAGGCAGCGUCGCCUGCUGGCUGCCUCUGGGUAAACGCAUCCACAUGGACGAGACGGGCCUCACCGUCCUGCGAAUCCUCUCCCAACGCAACAACGACGACGUCGCCAAAGAGUUCGUCAAGCUCAAGUCUGACCAGCGCUCUGCAGAGGAGGGCCGCAGCUAAGAGACAUGACAGAAUUGAAAACGAUCCGUCUGAAGCUCGAUCAGACAUCGCCACCUACUGCCCUGGCUCUGCUGAGCCACUGCUAGCCACUGCCCUGAUGAUCCAGUGUUGUAAAAGCACAGAUACGACAACAGUCACCACACAUCCAGUGCUGUAAAUACAUUCAUUUCAGUGGGAAAAGACAUAGUGCUAAACAAGUCAUCACUAAUUGUAUUCAAAAAGCACCAAUGUCUUUAUUGUUGCAGAAAUGAUCAGCCAUCCUUUUGAUGAACAAUGCAUAGAGUUUAAUUAUAGAGCAUAUAUCCUCUAUCCGUAGAGGUGAGUCAUACCAUUCCACUCCACAUACACACACACACACACACACACACACACACACACACACACACACACACACACCUCGGUUGACUGGUUAAGGUGAAAGAAAUACCUUGUAGCCUUUUAAUAUUUUCCAUUUCUUUUCUCAGCCUCUUACCCCUCAUGCUUUCCAGUUCCUCUCGCCCCUUGUCUGUCUGUGCACCCGCACAGGGAAGGGACCGCAAGUGCCGACACAUAAUCUCUGAAAUAUGCCAAGACCAGCCAUGAGCACAACAGGACCAAUUGUCCAACUGACCUAUUAACAACAACAAAACGGCUAUACGGCCUCAAACAUUCCAGGUUUCGGGUAGGGACAUGGCAUAUUGGGAACAAAGCACUAUUUAGUUAUGAUAGUAUUAAUAUUUAUUUACUGCUUUCUGCCAAAUUAUAUUUAUAUUUAAAUCAUUCUAUAUAUAUCAUAAUCUAUAAUAUAUGAAGGACAUAUGCAGGAUUAUUCAAUGGACGUUCGGUACUUGAAAGAUUGCCUUUGUCUGUCUUUAUGUCCGUCUACCCUGUAACAGAGCACACUGCCUGACACCCUCAAUGCCUUCUGUCUUGUUGACCCUCGUACAGUGUGUCUGUCUCCUAUACAGCGACUGUAUAAAGAGAUUAAUCUGAUGAAAACACGCCUUCAAGCACUGUGAUUCAUCAGACUAUAUGUGUGUGUGAGAAUGAUCGUGUCCAAGUGUGAAUGUAUAAUCAACGUUUGAGCAUGUGUGAGUGUUUUGUAAGAUGUUCUCAUGUUGACCUCAUGUAGCCGCCCGUGUUGCCUGUUACCUGCAAAUGUAAUCACAGGAAGCCAUCACAAGCAAAGAGCAUCACAGGUGUUCAUAUUUUUUACUUUAAAGAGGAUGCGUCUUCCAUCUUAUGAUGGAUAUUUCUGUCUUUUUUGUCUUACUGUAAACAUUCCGCAGCUAGACAGCCCAAUAAUGGAUGUGCAAGAGGUGCAUGAUAAAAGGAUGAACACUUGACUGCCACCUCCUCUUCUUAAAAAACAACAACAUGCCAAAUCAAAACCUGCAUGUAAGAGGAUGAUAAAAACUUGUCCUCAAGAUCCUAUUUUGCAAAAGCAACAUCGUCUGAGGUAAUAUAUCUACGUGGGUUACAAUAACACACACCCUGCACCUCAGGGAGAGCACAAAUCACUAAUGAUCUACCACCCGUGAUCCCUAAUGAUCCGGUUGCAGAUGCAGUAACCCUGAUCCCUGGUAGCGAGAAGUCAGACCGCUACAAAAGGGAUGCAGAUCCAGACCACACCAGGUCUGGCGCUGACGUUUAAAAGAGGACCUACAGUUUAGAGAUGUAGUAUGAAGAUUUAGAAGCACAGGGUCUUUAAUGCACCAAUAAUUACACAUUUAUACUCUGAUCUGAAUUACACACCAAGAUGUCAAAUCAUCAUACUUACAUUUAUUUCUUUAAUCUAGAGUCAAUUUCAUAUGAAAAAAAAUGUUCUGAAUAGUCUAUUGACUGCCCAGCAUGUCUCCUAAUUCAAUUUUUAUUUUCAUGAAUGCCCAUUUUGUUAAAAAGAUUAAGCGGUUCUAGAAUAUGUGUGUAUGUAACAAAAAAGGCAUCCAGGGCGAGGAAAUGUCCAAGUUCAAUAAUGACAGGAUGUUCUGUUUUUUCUAUUUCUGCCUCUUUUUUAAGUUGCCUCUGCUGAAGGCCUCUACCAGACUACCGCUUGAUCGUACAUUACAAAUUGAACCGACCCCCUCUUAUGAAUAAGGUGUAAGAACUGAACUCUAUGCAUCUAAUCUAUAAAAAUAUUCGUAGAUGAGUCAUUUUUGAAGCAGUCUUAUAAUGUUUACAUUGUGGAUUAUUUUUCUUAUUAUAUCAGCACAAGUGUUUGUCUGAUAUGUUGUAAAAUGCUAUCUCUAUUAUAAAGGGCCAAACACCCCAGCUGUAGUAGAGCUGAUUAGCGAUUGAAAGUUGUUUGUACAGCUUUUCAUCAAUCUGGACAAUAAUCUGGAGGGGAAAGCUCGAUUGUUGUUUGGUUUGGGCAUUGUAAAUAGCUCGGAUGUAACAAACACAUGUCAGACUAUGUGAAGUGAAGUUUGCUGCUCUUUUGUAGACUUGAAUUUUUAGCUCUGGGAGAUUGGGCAGUUGGGUAUUAUGUGUGUGUGGAUGCCCAAUCUGGAUAUGUAGCUAUUAUUGAAAUAUAUGGGAAGGCCGUGUACACACUGGAGAUGAAUAACAAGCAAUUUGCACAAAUCUAAUCAUUUAAUGGGCUUGAGAGCCAAUUCAUUUUACACUGACAUUAUAUACCAUUAUAUAGACUAUAUAAAGGAAACCCAUUAACUAAACAAAAUUGAAACAUGUGUCACUCUUUGGUGUGUACAAGGUCUGUUAUUCAAGGAGACAUCUGCACAGACUUUUAAUAACUUUGAAUAAAAGGUUCACAACUGUCACAUAGCUGGAAAUGCCACGAAAA